This is a messenger RNA of Rubroshorea leprosula, 2543 nucleotides long. NCBI's taxonomy places the organism in Eukaryota, Viridiplantae, Streptophyta, Magnoliopsida, Malvales, Dipterocarpaceae. The record is from the annotation of a GenBank genome assembly.
AUCAGAAAUCUUACUUUUUGAUUCAUUAAGAAGGGAAAGGAAGCAGAAUUUUGAAAAAAAUAUAAGCUUUUAGCUAUAUUUAUAUUUUUGGAAUCCAAAAAUGAGUCCAAUCGAUGGCAUUAUUUCGAGGAAAGUCUUGCCUGUAUGUGAUGGCCUCUGUUUCUUUUGCCCGUCUUUGCGUGCAAGGUCCAGACAGCCUGUUAAAAGGUACAAGAAACUGAUUGCCGACAUUUUCCCUCGAUCUCAGGAAGGCGAACCAAAUCAUCGGAACAUAGGAAGACUAUGUGAAUAUGCUUCCAGAAAUCCUUUGCGUAUUCCAAAGAUCACUGAUGCUCUUGAGCAAAGGUGUUACAAGGAACUGCGAAAGGAGAAUUUUCAUGCAGCAAAAAUUGUCAUGUGCAUUUACAGGAAAUUGCUGGUCUCCUGUAAGGAUCAAAUGCCAUUAUUUGCUAGUAGUUUACUAAGCAUUAUGCAAAUUCUGUUGGAUCAAACACGUCAGGAUGAGAUGCAAAUUAUAGGAUGUCAAACUCUUUUUGAAUUUGUAAAUAAUCAGAAGGAUGGAACUUACAUGUUUAACUUAGAAAGAUUUAUUCCAAAACUCUGUCAGUUAGCACAAGAAAUUGGGGAAGAUGAGAGGGCACUUAAUUUGCGUGCGGCUUGCCUUCAGGCUCUUUCUUCAAUGAUUUGGUUUAUGGGUGAACACUCUCACAUUACAGUGGAAUUGGAUAAUGUUGUUUCAGUUGUCUUGGAAAAUUAUGAAGUGCCAAAGAAAAAUUCAGAGAACCUUGAUGGUCAAAACCGGUGGGUAGAGGAAGUGCUCAAAAAUGAGGGUCUUGUCCCUCCAUCAGAUGCAUUCACAAAGGCUCCUUCUUGGAGGACAAUUGUGAAUGAUAAAGGCGAACUAACUGCAGCAGUUGAAGAUGCAAAGAAUCCAGGCUUCUGGUCCAGAGUUUGCUUGCAUAACAUGGCUAAGCUAGCAAAGGAGGCUACAACUAUGCGGCGUGUUCUUGAAUCUCUGUUCCGUUACUUUGAUGCUCUGGACAGAACACACAUUUUUAGCAUAUUAGUUAAGCAUCUUGAUCAUAAAAAUGUCCUUAAACAACCUGAUAUGCAGCUUGAUAUCAUAGAGGUCAUCUGCUGCCUUGCUCAAUAUGCAAAAAUUGAGUCUUCUGUUUCAAUGCUUGGUGCAGUAAGUGAUAUUAUGAGGCAUUUAAGGAAGAGCAUACAUUGCUCACUUGAUGAUGCAAAGCUUGGACCUGACAUAAUACAAUGGAAUAGAGAUUUUAAAGAAGCAGUGGAUAAGUGCCUCGUACAAUUAUUAUAUAAGGUAGGAGAUGCAGGCCCAAUUCUUGAUGUCAUGGCUGGAAUGUUGGAGAACAUGUCAACAAUUACAGUUAUAGCCAGAACUACAAUUUCCGUUGUUUAUCGAACCAGUCAAAUUGCAGCUGCAAUACCAAAUCCAUCAUAUCGAAACAAGGCAUUUCCUGAGGCUUUAUUUCAUCAUUUACUCCCAGCUAUGGUCCACCCAGACCAUGAAACUCGAAUUGGAGCUCACAGUAUCUUUUCAGUUGUUCUUGUGCCAUCUUCAGUAUGCCCUCAUCCAUCAUCAGUUAGUUCUAAGUCAAAGAAGGCCAAAGUUCCACAAACACUCUCAAGAGCUGUUUCUGUCUUUUCUUCUUCAGCUGCACUUUUUGAGAUGUUAAGGGAGGAGAAAUCUUUCUCAAGGGAAAAUAUUGUCCUAGAGAACAAUGGAAGUUCUGCUAGUGAAAGAGAACCUCAAAACAAUAACAGUGGGCUUCUCAAUAGAUUGAAAUCAUCUUAUAGUCAAGCAUAUAGUGUGAAAGACGUCCCUCCCAUACCUUCGGCUGAUGAAAAUUCUACAAGCUUCUUUAAUAUAGAACCUCCUCAAGAGGUGAAUUCUCUACGGCUGACCAGUCGCCAGAUUACUCUUUUGCUGUCAUCCAUAUGGGCACAGUCUCUCUCUCCAGAAAACACUCCUCAAGACUAUGAAGCAAUUGCUCAUACCUACUGCCUUGUCUUGUUGUUUUCUCGAGCCAAGAACUCAAGUCAUGAGGUUCUAGUUCGAAGUUUCCAGCUAGCAUUUUCCUUGAGAAACAUCUCUCUUGGUGAAGGAGGGCAACUCCCACCAUCGCAUCGUAGAUCUCUUUUUACCUUGGCAACUUCAAUGCUUCUCUUUUCAUCAAAAGCUUACAACAUUCUUUCUCUUGUCUAUCGUUUCAUGGCAGUCCUUAUAGGAAAGACGGUAUGGUGCUUGUAGAAGAGAUGAAAUAAUAUUGACAAGAUACUUUUCUUGCAAAGUUUUUAUGUAGUAGAGGUGGAUCCAUUUUUAUGUCUGGUGGAUGAUUGUAAGUUAAAAGCUAACAGCGGGGCUGAGCAACAAUAUGGAUCAAAAGAAGAUGAUAAUUUGGCUCUGAAGACUCUCUCACAAAUACAGAUCACACAGGACCAAACUAGAGAAUCACUCACUUCUGAGAUCGCGAAAAGCUUGAGAAAUUUGUCAGAAGUAAAGGCUUUUUUUUUUU